CGGCUCACAUCCUUGAGGAAGUUCUUUGAUGGAAUAAUCCCAUUCAUGCCUGAGGGUUCUAAAGUUAAGUACUAUUUUACGGGGACGGGGAAAGGUCGAGGUGGCGGAAAGCGCAGUACUCUUCCAGACAAUGUCAAGAAUUUUUUUGAAGAAAAAUCCUUCACAUGCGUUGAAUAUAACGAUCUCACAGAACUCCAGGAGCGAGACAUGUUCCAGCGUGUUCAACUUGGUAUGCCACUGAAGGAAGGCGAGAAGCUGCAGUCAAUUGGCUCCGAAUGGGCCUCGUGGUGUAGUUUCCUUGUGCACGAGUAUGUCGAGGAGGAAGGAGGCCUUCAGGAGAGUCUGUCAUUCACCACAGAGAGGGGGAGAUCCUUCCAAAUCAUCGCAACCAUUGUUGCAGGAAUCGACAGUUUACCAAAUUUUACAUACAAGCAUUAUGCAUCACUGGACAAAUUCCUGCGAAACGAGGGGCCGCCCCCAAAAAGCUUGAAGAUUUCAGUACAAAAUGCAUUGUCUGCGAUGUCUAGCCUUGCAAAAACCCCCACCUUAAAGACCCUCAUCACCGCAAGAGUACAGCGGUUCACGCCCGUGGAACUUGUUUUUUCGGUUGUUCUGAUUCACAUGCUGAGGGGGCAUGCUGAUUCGAUCGUAGCGAAAGAGAUCAGAAACCUACGCGAAGCAGUUCGCCGCAAACAUGAAGAUAUCCGAGCUAACAGCCGUGUAGUCCUCUCCAUGUGGGAGGAGACCAAGAAGAUAUAUGCACAAUAUGAAGGAGGUGGGCAGAAGAGUCGAAGCAGGCAACUUGAUGACGAGGAGGCAGCUUGGAGCACGAGUCGGCCAGCAAAGAAGACGAAGAGAAAAUAGAUCAUGUGCAUGUGUUCCUCAAGUUUUGCGAUGGCCUCACCCAUGUUUAUGUUGCUUAGCCGUCCUCCGCGAGACCAUCCACAUUAGUGAUGUCGGUCUGUCUUGACCGGUCCAAGAGCGAUUA
This is a messenger RNA of Cantharellus anzutake, 988 nucleotides long. RefSeq lists its product as uncharacterized. The record is from RefSeq and is a predicted model, not a curated record. The coding region runs from base 46 to 864 and encodes 272 amino acids. The transcript has 8 exons. NCBI's taxonomy places the organism in Eukaryota, Fungi, Basidiomycota, Agaricomycetes, Cantharellales, Hydnaceae.